UUCAAUGACCCAAUGCCAAAAACUGAAAAACAAAAAAAACAAAAAAAAAGGGGAAAAAAAAAAGAAAAGAAAGAAAGAAAAAGAAAUCCAUAAUUUUGUUUCUCUCUCUAAAAACCAGAGCUCAAAGCUCCAUCUUUUUUUUUUCUUCUCUCUAAUGGAGGUGCUCACACCCUAAACACCUUCUUCCUUUGUCCCCUCUUAAUCUCUUCCUUAUAUGAGAACAAAAAAAAUCAAAUUUAUCCACAAAAAAUGAGACCUUUCUUUGCCUUAGGGACUUACUUUUGCCCCCUUACUCUUAGCUUCAUCGCCACCUUUCUCGUCUAUGUCGAAGCUGUUGGUGUUUCUUCUUCUUAUUAUAACAGUAAAGAUUCUCAGUUAUUGCUCAACUUUAAAGCUAGUUUGGCUGACCCAUCUCUUCUUCAAAACUGGGUUCCUAACGGAGACCCUUGUAGUUUCGAUGGUAUCAAAUGCCAAGACUCCAAAGUUUCAUCGAUUCAACUCAGUUAUAUCCCUUUAAGCACUGAUUUUCACUACGUUGCUGCUUUCCUUUUAGCCCUUGAGAAUUUGGAAUCCAUUUCUUUGUUCAAAGCCAACAUCUCCGGCAACAUUUCUUUCCCUUCUGGAUCCAAGUGUAGCUCCUCGUUGAACACCUUGGAUCUAUCUCAAAACACCUUGUCUAGUUCCCUUUCGACUGUUUCCAGCUUGGCUUCUUGCUCGAACUUGAAGGUUCUGAAUUUAUCAAGCAAUAGUCUCGAGUUUGCAGGUGAUGAAUCCAGGGGUUUGCAGCUAAGUUUGCAAGUCCUCGAUAUGUCUUUCAACAAGAUUUCCGGUGCGAACGUGGUUCCUUGGAUUCUCUACGGUGGUUGCAGCGAGUUAAAGGUCUUGGCUUUGAAAGGAAACAAGAUUACCGGCGAAAUCGAUGUCUCGAAUUGCAAGGAAUUGGAGUUUUUGGAUCUUUCAUCCAACAAUUUCUCGACGGGGAUUCCUUCAUUCGGAGACUGUUCGGCUUUGGAACAUCUUGAUAUCUCCGGCAACAAGUUUUCAGGCGAUAUAGGCCGUGCGAUUUCUUCAUGUGUCAACAUUAAUUUCUUGAACCUAUCGAGCAACCAGUUUUCGGGUCAGUUUCCUACUUUGCCAGCUUCCAAUUUGCAGCGUCUUUAUUUAGCUGAAAACGACUUCCAAGGAGAGAUUCCUCAGUAUCUCACUCAAGCUUGUUCUUAUCUCGUUGAGCUGGAUCUUUCUUUUAAUAAUCUAUCUGGUCUGAUUCCCAGUGGCUUUGCUUCUUGCACUUCUUUGGAAUCAUUCGAUGUAUCAAGCAACAACUUCACUGGUAAUCUCCCUAUUGGGAUAUUCCAAAAUAUGAGUUCCUUGAAGGAGCUUGGUCUAGCUUUCAAUCAUUUCUCUGGUCCAUUGCCUGAAUCUUUAUCAACUCUUUCAAACCUGGAGGUUUUGGAUCUCAGUUCAAACAACUUUUCAGGGCAAAUUCCGGAUUCUUUAUGCGAAAAUCCCACAAACAGGUUACAAGUUCUGUAUUUACAGGACAAUAUCUUAUCUGGGUCGAUUCCAGCUAGCCUCAGCAACUGUUCUCAGCUUGUUUCACUCCAUUUGAGCGUCAAUUAUCUCACUGGAACCAUUCCUUCAAGCUUGGGUUCUCUAUCAAAGCUUAAGGAUUUGAAGCUUUGGUUGAAUCAGCUCCAUGGAGGGAUCCCUCAAGAGUUGAGUAAAAUCCAGACACUCGAGACUUUGAUUCUUGACUUCAAUGAACUGACUGGGACUAUACCUUCUGGUUUAAGCAACUGUACCAAGUUGAAUUGGGUCUCGUUGUCGAACAACCGAUUGACGGGCGAGAUUCCGGCUUGGUUUGGCAAGUUUUCGAGUCUUGCGAUUCUCAAGCUCAGCAAUAACUCUUUCUAUGGAAGAAUCCCACCAGAACUCGGAGAUUGUAAAAGUUUGAUAUGGUUGGACCUUAAUACCAAUAACUUGAAUGGGACUAUCCCUAAUGUGCUUUUCAAACAAUCUGGUAAGAUUGCUGUUAAUUUCAUUGCUGGGAAGAGGUAUAUGUAUAUCAAGAAUGAUGGAAGCAGAGAGUGCCAUGGGUCUGGAAAUUUACUUGAAUUUGCUGGAAUUCGAUCGGAAGAUUUGAAUCGAAUUUCGGAUAGGAACCCCUGCAACUUUACAAGAGUUUACGGCGGUCACACACAGCCUACCUUUAACAACAAUGGCUCCAUGAUUUUCCUUGAUCUUUCGUACAAUUUGUUGUCUGGGACUAUUCCAAAGGAGGUCGGCUCGAUGUCUAAUCUGUUUAUUUUGAAUUUAGGCCACAACAAUUUAUCUGGAGCCAUCCCUCAAGAGAUUGGCAACUUAAAGGGUCUUGGCAUUCUUGAUCUUUCGUACAACCGGCUCGAAGGGUCGAUUCCACAAUCAAUGACUGGCAUUUCGAUGCUUAGUGAGAUUAAUCUGUCAAAUAACCUUUUAUCUGGUAUGAUUCCUGAUGAAGGUCAGCUGGAAACAUUUCCGGCUAAUAAUUUCUUAAACAAUUCGGGUCUCUGUGGUGUACCUCUUCAACCCUGCGAAAAAGAUCAGGCAGCUAGUUCGAAUGCCGAGCAUCGAAAGUCGAACCGCAGGCAAGCUUCUCUUGCAGGGAGUGUCGCAAUGGGAUUGUUGUUCUCUCUGUUCUGCAUCUUCUGUUUGAUUGUAGCCAUUGUGGAAACGAAGAAAAGAAGCAAGAAAGAUUCUGAUCUCGAUGUUUACAUUGAUGGUCUUACUCAUUCUGGAACUGCAAAUACCAGUUGGAAGCUAACCAGUGCACGAGAAGCAUUGAGCAUAAACCUCGCUGCAUUCGAGAAGCCCCUACGGAGGCUCACGUUUGCCGAUCUUCUUGAAGCCACUAAUGGCUUCCAUAACGACAGCCUUGUCGGUUCCGGUGGUUUCGGUGAUGUAUACAAGGCACAACUGAAAGACGGGAGCGUUGUUGCGAUCAAGAAACUAAUACAUAUCAGUGGCCAAGGUGACCGAGAAUUCACAGCGGAGAUGGAAACCAUCGGGAAAAUCAAGCACCGGAACCUUGUUCCGCUCUUGGGGUACUGUAAAGUUGGCGAAGAACGUCUUCUGGUUUACGAGUACAUGAAGUACGGAAGCUUAGAAGAUGUUUUACAUAAUCAAAAGAGAACCGGGAUCAAACUGCAAUGGGCUGCAAGGAGAAAGAUCGCCAUUGGAGCUGCAAGAGGACUUGCGUUUCUUCACCAUAACUGCAUUCCUCAUAUAAUUCAUAGAGAUAUGAAAUCGAGCAACGUCCUGCUUGACGAGAACUUGGAGGCUAGGGUCUCAGAUUUCGGGAUGGCAAGGCUUAUGAGUGCAAUGGAUACGCAUUUAAGUGUCAGUACAUUAGCUGGUACCCCUGGCUACGUUCCCCCUGAAUACUACCAUAGUUUUCGAUGUUCCACCAAAGGCGAUGUUUACAGUUACGGUGUAGUUUUGCUCGAGUUGCUAACAGGGAAAAGGCCUACGGGUUCCGCCGAUUUCGGGGAUAACAAUCUUGUUGGGUGGGUGAAACAGCAGGCUAAACUUCGAGAAACCGCCGUCUUUGAUCCCGAGCUCAUCAACGAGGACCCAAGCCUUGAGAUGGAGCUUUCACAACACUUAAAAAUAGCCUCAGCUUGCUUGGAUGAUCGACCAUCGAAACGACCAACGAUGAUUCGAGUAAUGGCAAUGUUCAAGGAAAUACAAGCAGGGUCCGGACUCGACUCAGAAUCAACCAUCGGCACCGACGAUGGCUGUUUUAAUGCUGUCGAAAUGGUAGACAUGACCAUUAAAGAAGUCCCUGAAGGUAUGUAGUAGCCAGUAGAUAAAUCCAGUUGAACCAAAUUUUCACAUGAGAUUCUUUUAAGAUAUGAAGAAUGAAGCUCCCACAAAAAAAAAAAGGGCCAUAAAAUUGCCCCCCCCCAUGUAUCUUUACCAUUUGAUGUAUGUAUGCAUGCAAAAGAAAAAAAAAAACAGGCUGUUUUAGCUUGUUAUAAAUGUGUAAAUAUACACUUCCCAGUUGUUAUGCUGUUUUAUUCCUCAUUUUUUUUUCUUAUAGAAAAACUUUGUUUUAUUAA
Gossypium raimondii (Peruvian cotton) is the source of this 4097-nucleotide messenger RNA. RefSeq names its product protein BRASSINOSTEROID INSENSITIVE 1. The transcript has a single exon. Gene Ontology annotation, biological process: protein phosphorylation. The record is from RefSeq and is a predicted model, not a curated record. Gene Ontology annotation, molecular function: protein binding; ATP binding; protein kinase activity. Bases 250 to 3834 code for a protein of 1194 amino acids. Lineage: Eukaryota; Viridiplantae; Streptophyta; Magnoliopsida; Malvales; Malvaceae.